Molecule: messenger RNA, 5346 nt
Organism: Bradysia coprophila
Lineage: Eukaryota; Metazoa; Arthropoda; Insecta; Diptera; Sciaridae
Gene: Duox
Product: dual oxidase
Biological process (GO): response to oxidative stress
Molecular function (GO): peroxidase activity; calcium ion binding; heme binding
Source: RefSeq, a predicted model, not a curated record
UAAAAAUCAAAGAGCUCGUUCGCAUCAGUCUGUAACCAUACUUCAUCGCAACUGGAACUGAGAAAAGUGUCUUUUCGUUAACCGCUAAAUAACGUGAGCAUUUUUAUUGUAAAAAUUGUAUAUAAACGGGGCCAAGUCACGUCGUCGUGUGUUUCGCCACUCACAUUCAAAGUGUAUGUUGAAAAAUAAAUAUUUUAUGAAUCUGAGAGUGUGGAUGGAUAUUUUAAUCAAUUUUAAUAUUUCUCAAUCGAUUAUACGAAAACAACAACAAAAAUUAUGAACUGAACAUCCGUGAUAUUGAUUUUAUUAUGUUUAUUGCAAUUGUCUGUUUAAAAUUACCAGGUGAACAGUUUGUUUCAUUUAGUCAUUGCAUUCUGUAACAGAGAUUUCCAACUAAAAAAAAAGUGCCGGACCCUUUAUUUCGAACUUUGCUUCGUUGUCCAUUUGUAACCUUAGACCAAUUUUGGUUUCAUUAAUUACCGAAACAAUUUUAUUUUCAAAAAACCAUCGUUAAACGAGAAUAAAACAAUUUUUAUAAUGCAAUGAAAUUGUCAAAGUAGAUCGAAAAUAGAAAAUCGAAAUAACUAGAAAUGUGAUUUGUGAAUUGAUAUAGAAGUUACAAAAAUAAUAGUUCGAGGCAGCAAAACGGUUCAACAAAAAAAUAACAGAAUAUGACAGUCAUUCGAACAUCCCACAAGCUACCGCUAGUCGUAUUGUUGGUAAAUGUUGUGACAAUUUUCAUCCGUUCUACGAAUUCACAGCAAAUUUUGGGCCACAGCGAAAAGCAGCGAUACGAUGGCUGGUACAACAAUAUGGCACAUCCAGAUUGGGGUUCAGUUGAUAGUCACCUCGUCCGAAAAGCUCCGCCAGCCUAUUCUGAUGGCGUCUACGCUCUGGCCGGAGCGAACAGACCGUCACCACGUCGAUUAAGUAGAUUAUUUAUGAGCGGAAAAGAUGGUCUUGGAUCGCAAACGAAUCGAACCGCUUUGUUGGCAUUCUUCGGGCAAGUUGUGACCAACGAAAUUGUUAUGGCAUCCGAAUCUGGCUGUCCGAUCGAAAUGCAUCGCAUCGAAAUAGAAAAAUGCGAUGAAAUGUACGAUAAAGAAUGUCGUGGCGAUAAGUACAUUCCAUUUCAUCGAACUGCUUACGAUCGCGAUACUGGCCAAAGUCCGAAUGCACCGAGAGAGCAGAUCAAUCAAAUGACAGCCUGGAUAGAUGGAAGUUUCAUAUACAGUACGUCUGAAGCUUGGUUGAACGCAAUGAGAUCCUUUCAGAACGGAACAUUACUGACGGAAAAAGGCGGAACAAUGCCGGUCAGGAAUACGAUGAGAGUGCCUUUAUUCAACAAUCCGGUUCCGCAUGUCAUGAGAAUGCUGAAUCCGGAACGUCUUUUCUUGUUAGGAGAUCCAAGAACGAACCAGAAUCCCGGACUUUUAACAUUCGCAAUUUUGCUGCUAAGAUGGCACAACGUUCUAGCAAAUCGAGUAAAGCAUCAGCAUCCCGAUUGGAGUGACGAGGACAUUUUUCAGCGAGCCCGACGCAUCGUCAUUGCUAGUCUACAGAAUGUCAUAACUUAUGAAUAUUUGCCCGUGUUUCUGGGCGAAUCAUUGCCGCCAUAUAAGGGAUACAACCCAGAUAUUCAUCCCGGUGUCAGUCACAUGUUUCAAGCGGCAGCGUUCCGAUUCGGUCAUACAUUGAUUCCGCCUGGAAUUUAUCGUCGAGACGCAAAGUGUAAUUAUCGAACGACAAAUAUGGGCUUUCCAGCGAUACGGCUCUGUUCCACUUGGUGGGACUCAAAUGACGUUAUGACCGGCACAUCGGUCGAGGAAAUACUGAUGGGCAUGUCAUCUCAAAUUGCUGAACGAGAAGAUUCGCUGUUGUGUUCCGAUGUGCGGGAUAAAUUGUUUGGUCCCAUGGAAUUCUCGCGUCGUGAUUUGGGAGCAUUGAAUAUAAUGCGCGGCAGGGACAAUGGACUGCCAGAUUAUAAUACAGCUAGAAUGGCAUUUAAACUACCAAAGAAGAAUGAUUGGAAGGAUAUCAACCCGAAACUGUUUGAAACCAAGCCGGAACUGUUGAGCAUGCUGAUAUCGGCUUAUUCGAAUAAAUUAGAUAAUAUGGAUGUGUACAUCGGUGGUAUGUUGGAGUCGUAUGGUAAUCCAGGUGAACUUUUCACGACUGUUAUCGUUGAUCAAUUUACAAGAAUCCGCGAUUCGGAUCGAUUUUGGUUUGAAAAUGAAGAUAACGGAAUUUUCACCACAGAAGAAAUAGAAGAACUCCGAAAAAUCACCCUGUGGGACAUCAUCGUCAACAGUACAAACAUCGACCCCACCGACAUUCAACGGAAUGUGUUCAUAUUCCAAGACGGUGAUCCCUGUCCGCAGCCGUUGCAGUUGAACGCAACCGAAUUGGAACCGUGCAGUUAUUUGCAAGGAUACGAUUACUUUUCCGGUUCCGAAUUAGCGUUCAUCUACGCAUGCGUUUUCCUCGGUUUUGUACCGAUACUGUGCGCAUUUGCCGGCUAUGGGGUUGUGAAAUUGCAGAACAGUAAACGUCGAAAAUUGAAAAUUCGUCAGGAAGCGUUGAGGAGUCCGAAUAGCAAAGGAUCGGUUGACAAAAUGAUUGCGCGCGAAUGGUUGCAUGCCAAUCAUAAGCGCCUAGUUACAGUCAAAUUUGGUCCAGAAGCUGCCAUUUACACUGUGGACCGAAAAGGUGAAAAGUUGCGCACAUUCAAUUUGAAGAACAUCGAGCUAGUAACCGUGGAAGAGUCGGCUGCAAACCACCUCGGCAAACGACCCUACAUUUUACUGAGACAUCCAAACGAUCAUGAUCUCGUGUUGGAGCUGGAAACGCUCGGAGCUCGUCGAAAGUUCGUGAAGAAACUGGAAGAUUUCUUGGCGCUACACAAAAAGGAAAUGACUCUGCUGGAAGUGAGUCGAGAAAUAAUGUUGUCCAAAGCAGAGACUAGAGAACGUCGCCAGAAACGGUUGGAAUAUUUCUUCCGAGAAGCGUAUGCGCUAACGUUCGGCUUGAAGCCUGGUGAGAGACGUCGACGAUCGGAUGUUUCAACGGACGGUGAAGUGAUGACGGUUAUGCGCACCAGUUUAUCAAAAGCAGAAUUCGCUUCCGCACUCGGAAUGAAACCGGACGAUAUGUUUGUUCGGAAAAUGUUCAACAUCGUCGACAAAGAUCAAGAUGGACGGAUUUCGUUCCAGGAGUUUCUCGAAACAGUGGUCCUGUUCUCACGCGGCAAAACCGACGACAAAUUGAGAAUCAUUUUCGAUAUGUGCGACAACGAUCGGAAUGGAGUUAUUGAUAAGGGUGAACUGAGUGAAAUGAUGCGAUCGCUGGUGGAAAUAGCUCGAACCACAAGCAUCAAAGAUGACCAGGUAACAAAGUUGAUCGAUGGCAUGUUUCAAGAUGUUGGCUUGGAACAUAAGAACCAUUUGACGUACCAGGACUUCAAACUGAUGAUGAAAGAGUACAAGGGUGACUUCGUUGCCAUUGGUCUCGAUUGUAAGGGUGCCAAACAGAACUUCUUGGACACUUCAACGAAUGUGGCGAGGAUGACUUCCUUCCACAUUGAUCCGGUACCGGUAGACGGUCGAAGACACUGGAUGCUUUCAAAGUGGGACUCAUACACAACGUUCUUGGAAGAGAAUCGACAGAACAUUUUCUACUUAUUCUUGUUCUACGUGGUCACAAUUGCAUUGUUCGUCGAACGUUUCAUUCACUAUUCAUUCAUGGCCGAGCACACGGAUCUACGACACAUAAUGGGUGUCGGCAUUGCCAUCACACGUGGUUCGGCGGCAUCAUUAUCAUUUUGCUAUUCUUUACUGUUGCUGACGAUGUCCCGCAAUUUGAUCACAAAACUGAAGGAGUUUCCCAUCCAACAAUACAUUCCGUUGGAUUCACACAUUCAGUUCCAUAAAAUUGCUGCAUGUACGGCCUUGUUCUUCUCAUUGCUGCAUACCGUCGGCCACAUCGUAAAUUUCUAUCACGUUUCGACGCAAUCGUUAGAGAAUCUGAAAUGUCUGACCAGAGAAGUUCAUUUCACAUCGGACUAUAAGCCAGACAUAACGUUCUGGCUAUUCCAAACAGUCACCGGCAUAACUGGGGUCAUGCUGUUCGUCAUAAUGUGCCUGAUUUUCGUGUUUGCUCAUCCAACAAUCCGCAAGAAGGCGUACAAGUUCUUCUGGAACGUUCAUUCGCUGUACAUUUUGUUGUACAUUUUGUGCCUCAUUCAUGGCUUAGCUCGAUUGACUGGGCCACCGAGAUUUUGGCUGUUUUUCAUUGGUCCGGGUAUCGUGUACACUCUGGAUAAAAUUGUGUCGUUGCGCACGAAAUACAUGGCAUUGGAUGUAAUCGAAACGGAUCUCCUACCGUCAGACGUGAUAAAAAUAAGAUUCUACCGGCCACCCAAUUUAAAAUACCUUUCCGGUCAAUGGGUGCGACUGGCGUGCACAUCCUUUCGCUCCAACGAAAUGCACAGUUUUACACUGACAUCGGCACCGCACGAAAACUAUUUAAGUUGUCACAUUAAAGCUCAGGGACCGUGGACGUGGAAAUUGCGAAACUACUUCGAUCCGUGCAAUUACAAUCCGGCCGAUCAGCCGAAAAUUCGCAUCGAAGGACCGUUCGGCGGUGGUAAUCAGGAUUGGUAUAAAUUCGAAGUGGCUGUUAUGGUUGGUGGUGGCAUUGGCGUCACUCCAUAUGCAUCGAUUUUGAAUGAUUUGGUGUUCGGAACGAGCACAAAUCGGUAUUCAGGCGUUGCUUGUAAAAAGGUCUAUUUUCUGUGGAUAUGUCCGUCACACAAGCAUUUCGAAUGGUUCAUCGAUGUACUGCGCGAUGUGGAAAAGAAGGAUGUCACAAACGUGCUGGAAAUUCACAUUUUCAUUACGCAAUUCUUUCACAAAUUCGAUUUGAGGACAACAAUGUUGUACAUCUGCGAGAACCACUUCCAAAGAUUAUCAAAGACGUCCAUGUUUACCGGUCUAAAAGCUGUUAAUCAUUUCGGUCGACCCGAUAUGUCCAGUUUCCUGAAAUUCGUUCAAAAAAAGCAUUCAUAUGUAUCAAAAAUUGGUGUAUUCUCCUGUGGUCCACGACCGCUCACCAAAAGUGUCAUGUCAGCGUGUGACGAGGUGAACAAAGGCCGUAAGCUUCCGUACUUCAUUCAUCAUUUCGAAAAUUUUGGUUAAAAAUUUGGUUCGACCUUUGUUGUUGUCUUUAGAUUUUAAAAUUUAAUUUUAAGGAAAAAGAACUUUUCGUGAUAUUUUUAGUUAAAAUGGUCGCGUGCUCUGUAACGGCAGAGUGGGAUCGUUUUUUUUUCAAAUUUAAUUUGUUAAAAAA